CUUGCUCCUAGGCGGUGUCGUGACGGCUCCGCCCUUGGACGGAAGUGGCCAAUAGAAGGUGAGGAUCGCUCAAGAGGCUGUACGUCACGUCGGGGACACCGGAAGCUUUCAGGAACCGGCGGAAUUUAGUGCUGUUCUGUAAGCUAGGUAUUCGUGGUGCUGGCGGCACGCGGAGGCACCUUAGAGCGUCUAUAGUUGUCUGGCCUCACGGCCGUGGACCUUCGAUAGGCCUUAACAAUAACCCUCUAAAGGCCGCAGCAGGUCUAGAUAGCACAGUCGGGGCCCUCGGUGCCUGUGGGUCAGGGCCGCAGCCUUGCUUGGUGUUCGGCGGCGGGAGCAGCUCAGCUUUUUCAAUCUGUGUGCCUUCCCGGAGACCGACGAAAAGCUUCCUUGGAAUUUCGAUUCACCGGGUGACCUUGAGCUCUGGGCGACGCCUUGCUGGUAGUUCCUGGCUGCACUCGGCUGUUCAGGAACUUUGUGAGAACUUCAAUACAUGGAAACACUGUCCAGGCUCCCACCAGUGUGUGUCUGAAGGUCUCAGUAUAAAACCAGGAGCAGAGUAUUGCAUAUCAGCCAGCCAGCCAGCCAUACACUUAGUUCCUAAAAUUUCAUGGACUUUUAAAGAGGCACCAUGGCCUGUGCUGCAGUCUUGGCUCCUGCGAUGUUGCGAGGCUCUGUCGGAGCCGUCUGUACCCAGGCUGCUUUGCUGAGAGCGACACCCAAUGCCUUGCGCCACCUUACUCUAACCAGCAUAAUGAAAUCCAGAAGGAAAACGGAUCACUUGGAGAGAACCGCAAAUGUCCUUCGACACGAGGUCGUGUCAGCAGCUAAGGUGUGUGGAGCAGCCCCAGAGUCGCCCUCCGUGAAGAGGCUCCGCCUGCUUGUUGCCGAUACAGAUUUUACUUUUAAAGCUGGCCAGUGGAUUGAUUUCUUCAUCCCAGGAGUCUCUGUGGUUGGUGGGUUCUCAAUAUGCUCCAGUCCCAGACUGCUAGAACAAGAGAGAAUAAUAGAGCUGGCUGUGAAACAUACGAACCACCCUCCUGCUCUGUGGAUUCACAAUCAGUGUACACUUGACUCUGAAGUGGCCGUGAGAGUGGGUGGAGAGUUCUACUUUGACCCUCAGCCUGCAGAUGCCUCUAGGAACCUCGUGUUGAUUGCAGGAGGAGUCGGAAUUAACCCUCUGCUUUCCAUCCUGCGGCACUCGGCAGAUCUCCACAGAGAACGGGCAAACAAAGGAAGUGGCUACGAGAUAGGAACGAUAAAACUGUUCUACAGUGCAAAAAAUACCAGCGAACUCCUGUUUAAGAAAAAUAUCCUGGAUUUAGUAAAUGAAUUUCCUGAGAAGAUUGCAUGCAGUUUGCAUGUUACAAAGCAAACUACACAAAUCAGUGCCGAACUCAAGCCAUACAUCACGGAAGGAAGAAUAACGGAGAAGGAGAUAAGAGAUCAUAUUUCCAAAGAGACUUUGUUCUAUAUUUGUGGUCCACCGCCGAUGACCGACUUUUUCUCCAAGCAACUAGCAAAUAGCCAUGUGCCCAAAGAACACAUCUGCUUUGAGAAGUGGUGGUAGGGAGCAGCAACGGUGGAAGAGAGAAGAUUGAGAGAUUUCCUUAGGACAGUAAGAUUUUAUGUUCUGUGAUUUGUGGCAAGAUGAAUUUUCUUUACUUAGUCUGUUUUUUU
Messenger RNA from Phyllostomus discolor (pale spear-nosed bat), 1680 nucleotides. It is a transcript of the gene OXNAD1, whose product is annotated as oxidoreductase NAD binding domain containing 1. Lineage: Eukaryota; Metazoa; Chordata; Mammalia; Chiroptera; Phyllostomidae. The record is from RefSeq and is a predicted model, not a curated record. The transcript has 9 exons. The coding region runs from base 632 to 1570 and encodes 312 amino acids. Gene Ontology annotation, cellular component: mitochondrion. Gene Ontology annotation, molecular function: oxidoreductase activity.